Amborella trichopoda is the source of this 697-nucleotide messenger RNA. RefSeq names its product photosystem II subunit X (gene PSBX). Gene Ontology annotation, cellular component: photosystem II; membrane. The record is from RefSeq and is a predicted model, not a curated record. Lineage: Eukaryota; Viridiplantae; Streptophyta; Magnoliopsida; Amborellales; Amborellaceae. Gene Ontology annotation, biological process: photosynthesis.
AAACCUCAGUUUCAGUGAGAGAGAGAGACGAAAAACCAGAAGAGAGAGAAACAAUACAGUGAAGAGAGAGAAAGGAGCAUGGCAGUUGCAGCAUCAACCCUCUCCCUAACGGCGCCGGUAACUUCCGUCACCCCCAAGACUCCGUUCAUCAAGCCCCUGAAUCCGAUAGCCCUGAUCCCACUCCGGGCCCAGGCCACCAAGAGAUCCCAUGGUGGAGCGCUCAUCGCCAGGGCGUCACUCAAGGAGAAGGCGGUGGCGGGCCUAACGGCCGCUGCCUUAACAGCCAUUAUGGUGAUUCCUGACGUUGCCGAGGCUGCUCAGCCCGGCAUCUCUCCCUCUCUAAAGAACUUUUUGCUCAGCAUUGUGGCAGGGGGCGUUGUGCUGGCCGUUUUACUGGGGGCCGUUAUUGGAGUGGCUAACUUCGACCCCGUUAAACGGACUUAAGGAGAGAGCGAAAGCCACAUUCUUUGUUCCUUUUUUUCUGUAUCGCCUCUCUCUUACCGUUAUGUAAUAUGGCGUUAUUUUAGGUCGUGUUGUAUUUAGAUUAAUCUUGAGAACUUGUUUUCUGAAUUUCAAGUUUCAGUUUUACGAAUCUCUCUCUACAAGAAAUUAAGAGAGAGAUGCGUUUCUCUCUCUAGAAAGGAUACGCAAUAUGAAUUUAUAAAGUUUUAUCCAAUCUCAAUUGGAUUAGAAUAAA